AUGCGAGCCAGCGCUUGGUCACGCACAAAGUGCAAGAGCUGUUCUUGCGGGUCCCCAGAGUCCAUGGUGCUUGAUGUGUGGCUUAAGCGCAGCCGCUGCGAUGUCAGACACGGCUUCCAUUUGAACCAGCUUAGCGCUGUCCAUGCGCAGGCACGGUGCAGGCUUAAUGUCCAAGCAAAGCGUGGCAGAGCCGGUGUUUUGACAUAUGGCUUUGAGGGCGCACAGUGUUUGGCGUGUGUGUUUAGCUUGAUAGAGAAACAGGAAGUGUUCCAACCCGUUGCAGAGUCGCAGCUUUUGUCAGGCCACAACUACAGGUCGGGCAAGGGUGGGCUCGUUGUGCCGUAG
Effrenium voratum is the source of this 345-nucleotide messenger RNA. Lineage: Eukaryota; Dinophyceae; Suessiales; Symbiodiniaceae. The record is from the annotation of a GenBank genome assembly.